This is a messenger RNA of Moesziomyces antarcticus, 624 nucleotides long. RefSeq lists its product as uncharacterized. Gene Ontology annotation, biological process: mitochondrial respirasome assembly. The record is from RefSeq and is a predicted model, not a curated record. Gene Ontology annotation, cellular component: mitochondrion. The transcript has 2 exons. Bases 1 to 624 code for a protein of 207 amino acids. NCBI's taxonomy places the organism in Eukaryota, Fungi, Basidiomycota, Ustilaginomycetes, Ustilaginales, Ustilaginaceae.
AUGUCGGGGCAGCCCAAUUCGGAUCUUGCUGUCGAGCAGCAACAGCCCGGCGACCCGUCCGGGUAUGGUGGAUACGUUUCGGCGUUCGAGAACGGCAUGGGCUCCGAGAUGCCCGAGGCGCCGCGCGACAAGUUUUUCCGCAAGAUGAAGGAGCAGCCGCUCGUGCCCAUCGGAUCAUUGCUGACGUGCGGUGCGCUGAUUGCUGCGUCCAACCACCUGCGUACGGGCAACCGAGACCAGUUCAACAAAGCGCUUCGUUGGCGCGUGGGCUUCCAGGGCCUCACGGUUCUCGCUGCGCUUGCUGGGUCGUUCUACUAUGGUCAAAAAGCGGCCGCUUCCGUACCGGCGCCCCCGGCCACUCCGACCGAUGCACCGCUUCAACACGGCACAGUGACCACGCUUCCAGGCCGAGCACCCACGCAGUGGCAGCAGAACAGGGCCGAGGAAAGGGCCUACAAGGACCGUACCGGCUUCGAGACGCGCGUCGACCAGGCGCUCGACCGCGAACUCAACGACGACAAGCGCCUCGAAGAAGCGCUGCUUGGCAAGGAGGACCUCGAUAGCCUCAGGAAACCAGCAAGGGAAAGACCCGUGAUCGGCAAAGAUGUUAGGCGCCAGGUGUAG